Messenger RNA from Gloeophyllum trabeum ATCC 11539, 1395 nucleotides. RefSeq lists its product as uncharacterized. Lineage: Eukaryota; Fungi; Basidiomycota; Agaricomycetes; Gloeophyllales; Gloeophyllaceae. The annotation marks the transcript as partial. Gene Ontology annotation, molecular function: protein dimerization activity. The record is from RefSeq and is a predicted model, not a curated record. The transcript has 6 exons.
GGUCGUGUAUUGAAUGCUGAACUUGCUCGGGUCGAGAGCGUGACGAAACUAGAGGUUAACGGCAAGUUAGCGUCAGGGCAAGGAGAUACAUGGAAGACAAUAAGUAAGGUGUCGUGCCAGGCAGCUAUGAUGGCAGUUGAAGGAAAGAUGCACCUUAUAGCUACCCAUGACAUCUCCGGGGAGAAAAAGACGGCCGAUAACUUAUUGGCACUCACUGAGAGGGACAUAGAUCAGAUGGAGGCAGAGACCGGCGUCGAGUUCAUAGCGUGGUGUACAGAUGCCGGGGGAGACUGUAAUAAGAUGCGGAAGAUGUUGGCAGCACGAACGCCGCAUAUUCUUACGCCGCCAUGCUUUGCACAUCAGCUAAAUCUACUUGUGAAAGACUACUACAAGCUUGACGCCAAAUUCAUGAAGACAUCCAACAAAGCUUUUGAGGUUGUGAAAUGGAUCAACAACCAUAGUCAAGCAUUAGGACUCUUUAAGGGCGAGCAGCGGAGGCCGCGGGAAGGCGCAGCAUCGCUCGUGCCUCUCGCACUAUUACUCCCGGCGAUAACGCGCUGGACAUAUCAUUUCCAAUCAUUCGCGCGGCUCCUUCGAGUCCAGAAACCGUUGCGUACCUGUGUUAUUGAGCAUCGCGAUGAUCUCGUGGUCUGCGCGGGCAAUCGCGCUGCUAUGCGCACCAAGGCAUUGGAGGUAAUCGGAUUAGUCGAAGAUCAUAGUGGUUUCUGGCAAGAUCUUGCACGGACGACACGUCACCUGGAGCCACUGGCUAUCGGAACUAACGUCCUCCAAUCCAAUCACGCGCGCCUCGACACUGUCCUCCUUACUCUCGCCAACCUGUACCGGAUCUUUGAGCCCGAGCCUUAUAUCCUGGCCGUAUUUUUCAACCCCUACAUCAGGAGCAAGAUCUUUAAGCCCGAGAAUACGGCCCUUACCCCGCUCGCACUCUAUAACAUGGCCGAAAGCAUGUUCCGGCGCCUGUUCUGUAAAGAGCCCGACCUAGAAUUCAUGGAUGCGUUCUACGAUUACCACGCGGGAGAGCGGGAAUUCGACCCUCAGUACAUGCAGCUAGAGAAAACAAGACUUGCAUAUGAAAGAGAGCACAAGGCCAUCGACUUGGUGAGAAUCUGGAAGUCCCUGGAUCAGAGAAAGCUGGAAGGUCGGAACAUGCUCGUGAAAUUGGCUAUACGACUACUCAGCGUUAUUGCAAACUCUGCGGGUUCCGAACGGUUGUUCAGCUGCCUCGGUAUCAUUAUAAGCAAGAUCCGUAACCGCCUAGAGCUAGGGAAAGCCAACAAGAUGGCGAAGAUCAAAGCAAAUAUGAAGGAUGAGCAAGAACGCAACGGCUUAGCACCGCGGCGGCGAUUGAAGCGGAAGUUCCAUCUCUGCGACGAU